Messenger RNA from Anoplophora glabripennis (Asian longhorned beetle), 3309 nucleotides. It is a transcript of the gene Sans, whose product is annotated as ankyrin repeat and SAM domain-containing protein 4B. The record is from RefSeq and is a predicted model, not a curated record. The coding region runs from base 223 to 1629 and encodes 468 amino acids. The transcript has 7 exons. Gene Ontology annotation, molecular function: protein binding. Lineage: Eukaryota; Metazoa; Arthropoda; Insecta; Coleoptera; Cerambycidae.
ACACAGGUUAAUGAUAUCAGUACCGCAGUACCUGUUAUUUAUCAGAAACGUAGUCGUUUCUUUUGAAGAUCCGUUCAAUACCGACAUGUAAAUAUUGUUUCGCGUUUUGUUGAUAGUGCUGGAGAGAGUACCUACAAAGCCAUUACUUCAUUGAAAAAUACGCGGCGCAAGUUAAAAACGAGAGUUAAGUCGAGUGACCAGUGCAACAUAAACAAAUGAGAGAUGUCAACUAAUAGAUUUCACAAAGCUGCCAAAGAUGGCAUGUUGGAGGUACUUAAAGAAGCCACCAAACGGGACUGCAACUGUAGAGAUGAACAAGGGAUGACCCCCACAUUGUACGCCGCUUUUCACGGGAAUUUGGACGCGCUAAGGCUGCUAUGCGGAAGGGGGGGGGAUCCCGACAAAGCCGACCUGUUCGGCAACACCGCGCUCCACCUAGCGGCCGCCCAAGGACACAAACACAUCGUCACAUUCCUGGUGAAUUUCGGCGCCAACAUAUAUUCUACCGACGUCGACGGACGCACGGCCCAAGAAUUAGCCGGGAUAAAUAACAGGGAGGACAUACUGAGGUACAUAGAUGGCAUCCACGCGAAAUUAGAGGCGCAGGACAAGAAGAAAGUCAGGGCCCUGCAGGAGAAGGCGAAGGAGGACGCCAAAAAGAGGAUAAAGGAAUUCCACAAACGGAGAGCCAAACUUGAAGAAAGAAAUGACAAACUGGAGAGGAGAAAGAACAGGGAUUACAGACCGACCAUGAUGGAAACCCUGAGGUCUAGGAUAAUAGGAGGUUCCAUGUCGAAUCUAGCCAACAUCGGCACUAACGAGAGGAGGAACACGUACAGCGCAAUCAUCAACGGGGGCACUGUGACCAGCGGCAAAGGUUCCAUGAGUUCCGUGCAGCGCAAAAUUCUGGCAACCAAAAAUAACAGGCUGGGACCGAUCGAUGACGAGUUUAAGGUUAGCGAAAUAGAAGACGGUAAAAGAACCGUGAACUCAUUAAAGGGCAUCAGAAGAGACUCGGAGGUACUUUAUGGAGGAACCAUCGAAAACGUUGGACAAUAUACGAAAAGGGGCCGUCUCGACGGAAUCUUCAAUGAAGCCGAGUACAUCGACAAUGCACCUCCUCCGCCUAGUAGCGGUUUAACAAGGUCCAUUUCUCAACCGGAUUUCAUGCAGGAACUGCGUAAGAACGGGGAUAACAGUUUGAACCAGGAACCACCCAGUAUAUUCAUCAGACCAGGAAUGGGGAGCAUAGUCAUCAGGAAAAGCAUCACAAAUUCUUUUGGGGGAUUCUACGCUAACCAAAGCGGUCAGGAAGAAAGUUCUAUUGGAUCUGGUGAAAGUUACGGACCUAGGCAUACGACAGAUGACGAAUUGUCAGAUUCCACAUCUAGCGAAGACGAUGACCCCAACGGCCCCCUAGAGCGAUUCCUGACGGCUUUCGGCCUCGGGGAAUACCUACCCAAGUUCGAAGAACAGAAGAUUGACCUGGACACCCUGAUAAUUUUGACGGAGAACGAUUUGAAGAGCCUCAACUUGCCCAUAGGACCCCACAGGAAGCUCGUCAAUGCCAUACACGAGAGGAAGGCCGCUCUCGAGAAUCCCGGGGAAGUAACGGACAGUAUGCUAUAGAUACACACCCAGUUACCAAUAUCCGUUGGUAGAAAGUACGAUAAACGUACAGGGAACAAUUUAGUAUAAGUAGAAAACUUUAUGGAGCGAUACAAACACUUUUUUUUGAAAAUCAUUUAAUCGAUUAGUGCAUUUUCCAAUAAUCCUUAUUAGUCCAAAAUAUACAGGGUGCUCAAAUUAAUGUCCUAAACGGUAACUAUUAGCCAAUUAAAUUACAUUUAAAAAACGUAAACAUUCCAAGGACUAACUUUGUGUACGAAUUUAACUUAUAACGCCCUGUAUACGUUAUCGCUUCAGUAAACUGUCACGUGCACUGACAAAACAUGUAUAUAGUUAUAUUUAUUUUUGUCAAAACUAUUUUUGUAAAAAAAAUCAUGAGAUUUCAGAUAUUUUUAAACUUAUGAACGCUGUAUGCAAUUUUAUAUCUCCCAUCACUUUACGCUUCCCUACACUUUUUCUUGAUAUAGUGAGAGUUUAAUAUAGUAGUAAUAAUACGCUAAUGUAACGCGCAGGCUAUGAACUGAAGGUUCAAUUAUAAUAUCCGUUAGUAUGCCAAAGUAUUUUGAAAUACUUUAAAUAGUAGCUUUAGAUGUGUGAAUAUUUUUAAUUUAUGAAAAUUUAAGUCGUAACAGCAAUGUAACAACAAUGUAAGUGUACUUAAAUCGAGUAUGAUAUUAAAGAAAUAUGCACUUUAAAUACAGUACUUUCAUUAAAGAGGCAAGCACUUUAAAUAUGAUUUCUAUUGAAGAAAUACAAAUUUUAAACAGAAGGCUAUUGAAGAAAUAUGUACUUUAAGUGUAUAAACUAUCUAUUAAACUGUGUACUUUAUAAAGACUAUAUUAAAGAAAUAUGCAUUUUAAACAAACAAAACAUAUUAAAGGGCUUUGCGCUUCAAAUAUAUAAAUUUCUAUGCUGAAGAAAUGUGCGCUUUCUAUUGAAAAUAUAAAAACUUCAUAUUAAAGAAAUAUGAACUUUAAAUACAGUCAUUCUAUUAAGUUUGUUAUUUUUAUAUUUUCUUUCUGCUUUCUAUUAAAGUGGACAAAUUACUAUAUUGAAUAAGUAUGCGCUUUAAAUAUGCUUUCUAUUGAAGAAAUACAAAUUUCAAAUACUGUUAAAGAAAUAUACGCUUUAAAUACAGUACUUUCAUUAUAGAGACAAGCACUUUAAAUUAAUCCAACCUUCUAUUGAGGAAAUACGCAAUUUCUAUUAAAGAAACAUACACAUACACUUUAAACAUGCUUUCUAUUGAAUACAAAUUUUAAAUAGAUAGAAGACUGUUAAAAAUGUGCACUUUAAAUACAUUACUUUCAUUAAAGAGGCAAGCACUUCAAAUAAUCCGAUUUUCUAUUAAGGAAAUAUGCCCUUUCUAUUAAAGAAACAUACACUUGCAUUUUAAAUAUGCUUUAUAUUGAAGAAAAAUAAAUUUUAUAUAGAAGACUAUAAAAUACAUAUGCACAUUAAAUACAGUACUUUCAUUAGAGCCAAGCACUUUAAAUAAUCCGACUUUCUAUUAAGAAAUUUUGCACUUUCUAUUAAAGAAGCAUACACUUUAAACACAAUUUAUUAAACAACUACCCACUUUAGAUACUCUGUUAAAGAUAUAAGCACUUUACACAGUUGUUGCAAUAUGCAGUCAUUUUUUUAUUUUCAUUCUGCUUUCUAUUAAAGUGUACAAAUUGA